This is a messenger RNA of Coffea arabica (coffee), 4502 nucleotides long. RefSeq names its product LRR receptor-like serine/threonine-protein kinase GHR1. The record is from RefSeq and is a predicted model, not a curated record. Lineage: Eukaryota; Viridiplantae; Streptophyta; Magnoliopsida; Gentianales; Rubiaceae. Gene Ontology annotation, molecular function: protein binding; ATP binding; protein kinase activity. Gene Ontology annotation, biological process: protein phosphorylation.
GCACUUUUCUUGAUAAAGCCCAUCUAAGGUAAAAUUCCAAAGCAAAAAACAAAGACAGAGUUAUGGGUUUUGUUACUUUUGUAUUGGGUUCCCCCACAUGUCAUUUUAGAGAGAGAAAAUACCCAAGAAAGUGAUGGUUUUUAGAGAGAGAUAAAUUGAAUGUUUGGAAGGGAAAGAGGCAUUGCCUUUUUGGACUUUUAUGUAUGUAUUUAGACUGAAACGGUAAGGUUUUGGAUUGUGAUUGUUAGAAGCUUUUGGUCUUUUGGAAGCUAAUUCGUGUUGGUAUUAGGGUUCUUGAAGGCCAAAGCUCUUUUGGGUCCAAUAUAUUUUUGUUGGAUUUAAUGCAGUCUGAAUGCAGAUUUGGAGACCCUUUUGCUUCAUUUUUAAUGGGUCUGAGGCAAUGAGUUUAGUUAUUGACCAAAUCUGCAGUUCUUGAAAUGGGUAAAGCUCAGUUUUUUGCUGUAAAGACUGAAGCUUGAAAGAGUAACUGGUCUUCUCUUGAGCUACGUUGUCAGCUGAAAUGGUAAUGCAUGCUCAGAGGAUGCUGCCUUUUGUAUUGUUAGAUCUGUGUAAGUUGCUUAGCUUUUGUGAGUUUUCUUUUACGGUCAGUUGUUAGUCUGCAUUGGUUACUCUCGCUGUAAAGUGUAGUAAUUUAGAUAUCGUCUAUUUGGUGCUCUGUUUUUCAUCUUCUGUUGUAGAUUCAGUACAGAGCACUGGAGGUUUUGGUUUCAUUUUGUGUUUUUUUGGUUAUUCUUCUGCCGCAUAAAAGGACUAUCUACUAUUGAGGAUAGUAAAGGCUGAUUUUUGUGUGAAAGUUGUGGGGUUGAAUUGUUUGGAAGCACAUGGUGUUUUUGGUAUCUGUCUAUUUGGUUUCUUUGAGCAAGUUUAUGGCUAAUAUUUUUGCAUGAACCAGUUGGUUGGUAUCUUUUAUUGGACAAGUUUAGAUUGGAAAGUUGAGCUGAGCUUUGUUUGAGGGUAAUAUGAAGCUAAUUGGUAUUUUGGCAUUAGCAUGUUGUUUUUUCUGUGCCUUGGGGCAACUUCCUUCCCAGGACAUACUGACAUUGCUUGAAUUCAAGAAGGGAAUCAAGCAUGACCCAACUGGUUAUGUGCUCCAGUCGUGGAAUGAGGAGUCGAUCGACUUCAAUGGAUGUCCCUCCUCUUGGAACGGUAUAAUGUGUAAUGGUGGUAGUGUUGCAGCUGUUGUCCUCGACAACCUCGGUUUGUUGGCCGAUGCAGACUUGAGCGUAUUUUCUAAUCUUACGAUGCUUGUGAAACUUUCAAUGUCAAACAAUUCUAUUUCUGGGAAAUUGCCCAACAAUGUUGGUGAUUUCAAAAGCCUUGAGUAUCUGGAUUUAUCAGACAACCUGUUCUUUUCGACCUUGCCACCUGGUAUUGGUAAUUUAGGGAGAUUGAAAAAUCUUUCAUUAGCCGGGAACAACUUUUCUGGCUCAAUUCCAGAUGCCAUUUCAGGACUUGGGUCAAUUCAGUCUUUGGACUUAAGUGACAACUCCUUUUCUGGUGAAGUGCCCUCGUCUUUCAUGAAAUUGACGAAUUUGGUAUCUCUCAAUUUGUCCCUUAAUGGGUUUAUAAAGAAAAUACCGAAAGGGUUUGAGCUGAUGGCAAACCUUCAGGUGCUUGACUUGCAUGGGAAUAUGCUCGAUGGUAAUUUAGAUUCAGAAUUCUUGUUGCUCACUACUGCAACUCACGUUGAUUUUAGUGGGAAUUUGCUUGCCAGUUCUUCUCAGCAGCAAAAAUUCCUACCAGGCAUUUCUGAGACUGUCAAGUAUUUAAACCUUAGCCACAAUCAGCUGACAGGAUCACUUGUAGAUGAGGCACAGAUAUUUGGGAACUUGAAGGUUUUGGAUUUGAGCUAUAAUCAGCUGUAUGGAGACUUGCCUGGCUUCACUUUUGUAUAUGACCUUGAGGUUCUUAAACUCAGUAACAACAGAUUCUCUGGCUUUAUUCCUAAUGACCUUUUGAAAAGUGGUUCUCUGGUUCUAACUGAGUUGGAUUUGAGUGGCAACAACCUGACAGGUCCAGUCAGUAUGAUAACAUCAACCACAUUGCAAACACUUAACCUCUCCUCCAAUGCCCUUUCUGGUGAACUUCCCCUGGUGACAGGAAGUUGUGUGAUUAUUGAUUUAUCCAGCAACCAAUUCGAAGGAAAUUUGACUAGAAUGCUGAAAUGGGGUAAUCUUGAAAUUAUAGAUCUGAGCCAAAAUAGAUUGACUGGACCUAUCCCUGAGGCAACGGCCCAAUUUUUGCGCUUGAAUUACCUUAACGUGUCUCAUAAUUUGUUGAAUGGCUCCCUCCCAAAAGUCUUGACUCAGUUUCCUAAAAUUGGCACCCUUGAUCUCAGUUUUAACCUAUUGAAUGGACCUCUUCUAAGCAGCCUAUUGACUGUUCCUACUCUUCAAGAACUUCAUCUACAGAGAAACACUCUGAGCGGAAGUAUAGAUUUCUUCCCUCCUUCAUCAAAUGAAUCAAAUCUCCGAAUUCUUGAUCUUUCUCAUAAUCAAGUCAGUGGCAACUUUCCUGAUGGACUUGGAUCUCUGUCUAGACUUCAAGGUCUCAAUGUUGCCGGGAAUAAUCUUUCUGGUUCCCUUCCAGCUUCUGUUGGUGACAUCAAAUCCCUAGAUUCACUGGACAUUUCACAAAAUCAUUUUACGGGUCCACUACCAAAGAAUUUGCCUGACAGUCUUCAAAGCUUUAAUGCAUCUCUCAAUGAUCUUUCUGGGGUUGUCCCUGAAAAUUUGAGAAAAUUUCCUUUGUCUUCUUUCUACCCUGGGAAUUCAGAAUUACAAUUUCCAAAUCCUCCUACUGGAUCAAACCAGGUUCCAGCUGAAAAUUACAGAAAGGGACAUUUUAAACCUAUUGUCAAAGUGGUAAUAAUAAUUGCCUGUGUGAUUGCUUUGGUCAUCAUCAUCCUCCUUGCCAUUUUCCUUCAUUACAUUCGCAUGUCAAGGAGGCCUCUGCCAAUAGCAAGCAAAGAUGUCCGUCACCAAGCCCCGCAAAAUCCUUCUACCUUCAGUGGAAGAGACAGUGCUGGUAGUUUGGUAGUUUCAGCUGAGGAUAUCAUGACCACACGCAAAGGUUCAUCAUCAGAGAUUAUUAGUCCUGAUGAGAAAAUGGCAGCCAUAACUGGCUUUUCUCCAUCAAAGGGCAGUGGCUUUUCUCCAUCAAAGGGCAGUGGCUUUUCUUGGUCACCUGAGUCUGGGGAUUCCUACACUGCUGAAAACCUUACUCGACUGGAUAUCAGAUCCCCAGAGAGAUUAGCCGGUGAGCUGUUCUUUCUUGAUGACACGAUCUCAUUUACACCUGAGGAACUAUCAAAGGCCCCAGCUGAAGUCUUGGGCAGGAGCAGUCAUGGGACAUCUUACAGGGCAACACUGGAAAAUGGGUUGUUCUUGACAGUGAAGUGGUUAAGGGAAGGAGUUGCAAAGCAAAGAAAGGAGUUUGCUAAAGAGGCCAAAAAGUUUGCAAAUAUUAGGCAUCCAAAUGUUGUAACUUUGAGAGGCUACUAUUGGGGACCCACACAGCAUGAGAAGUUAAUUCUCUCGGAUUACAUUUCUCCUGGAAGUCUUGCAAGCUUUUUAUACGGUGCUCAUAAAGCUAAUUAAAGUAUGAUGCUUAAGCGAAGAUGCAUAAUUAUGCUGUCUUUGGGGAUCUGACUGUGAAGACAUUCUACAGAUGGAAAAAGGGUGACAAUUAUCGAAUUUUCGUAACAUUGAAUUAAAGGUAUCGUUGGACUAGAGAAAGAUGUUUUCUUGGAGCCUUGUGUGAUAGAGAAUUAACUCGUGUCUGUUCCUAGCUAGGCCAGCAUAAACCAUUCUCAGGUAUAUUGGUUUUUCGAAAAUCAGCUGCUUAUCUGAAACCUUUGUAAUGCACCACUAACCUUGAUCUCAAGGAGACAAUUCUCCUUCAUUAGACUAGAGAAAGAUGUUUUCUUGGAGCCUUGUGUGAUAGAGAAUUAACUCGUGUCUGUUCCUAGCUAGGCCAGUAUAAACCAUUCUCAGGUAUAUUGGUUUUUCGAAAAUCAGCUGCUUAUCUGAAACCUUUGUAAUGCACCACUAACCUUGAUCUCAAGGAGACAAUUCUCCUUCAUUAGACAAUUCUCCUUCAUUUACUGACCAUACAUGAACCGAACCUUUAACUUUUUUUUUUCUUGUUUUACCUCCGACCCCUUCCCACCCCAACUGUCAAGUUCAAGAUUCGAACCCUGGACUUGGCAGCAGGGAGACCUCUAAAGAGCUCUCCCCCGGCCAUUGGGCCGACCCCAGUGGUUAACAAAACCUUUUAACUUCUUUGUACUCUUUGAAUAUUUCCGUAAUUAUUGUGCAUAAUUAUCUAUUUUGAAUAUUAGUUACUUAGUAAAGUAAAGAAUCAAGCGGUGGUUAUUAGAGUAUAGAAUUCAAGCAGUGUAAGCUGUUUUAGGUAGGGUUUUUAGCCGUGAAAAUCUUGAGGCUUCUUCUGACAACUGUUUUAUCUCUUUGUUUUUCUAA